Pseudomassariella vexata is the source of this 1624-nucleotide messenger RNA. RefSeq names its product putative 40S ribosomal protein S2. The transcript has 3 exons. NCBI's taxonomy places the organism in Eukaryota, Fungi, Ascomycota, Sordariomycetes, Amphisphaeriales, Pseudomassariaceae. Gene Ontology annotation, molecular function: structural constituent of ribosome. Bases 69 to 1187 code for a protein of 372 amino acids. Gene Ontology annotation, cellular component: mitochondrial small ribosomal subunit; ribosome. The record is from RefSeq and is a predicted model, not a curated record. Gene Ontology annotation, biological process: translation.
GUCGUGAACCGCAUCGACGAGUGGCAGCUUCUCGGGACAAUUGAGUUGGCCGACCCUCAAUCGCGGCUAUGAUAAUCAGGGAGUUUGGUUUUCGCCAUGGCCGCAAGGCACUGGCGACGCCUCUACGCCAAACAUGGCUCCGCACACUAUCGACAGAAACAUCAGGCACACCCGUAGCCUUCGCCGAUCCAGCUCUUGAGUCCGCACUUCAAGGCUCACCAGACACCCGAACCGUCACCAAGACCCCUGCACUAUUCAAUCAGGCCGCGAAACCUACCCGCCGCCGACCCGUAAUCCCCGACACGACCAAGGAAGACUGGGAAGCAGCUCAGGAACUGCGCAGGAAUAUUGGUCGAGUCGGUUCAAGGAUCCAGCGCACUUACUCCCCCUUCGACGUCUUCCGCAACCCUCCCGGUCCCAAAGAUGUCACUCUUGAGCUUCUCAUGGCCUCCCAGGCCCAUAUGGGUCACCAUACCUCCGUCUGGAACCCAGCCAAUGCCCGGUACAUCUACGGUGUUCGUGAAGGCAUCCACAUUAUCUCUCUGGAAGAAACGGCAGCACAUCUCCGUCGCGCAGCCCGCGUUGUCGAGGAAAUCGCCUACCGUGGUGGUCUGAUUCUCUUCGUGGGCACACGACCGGGCCAGACUCAAAUCGUCACACAAGCGGCGCGUCUCGCCGGCGCAUGCCAGCUGUUCACCAAAUGGAUCCCCGGCACAAUCACCAAUAGUGACAAGAUCUUGAACCGCAUGCCCAUGAAGGUGGUGGACCAGUUUGACCAGGAGCUGCAAGGGUUCAACUCCCAUUUGAUGGAGCGGAGGGCGCUGGUGCCCGAUCUGGUCAUCUGCUUGAACCCCAUGGAGAAUUUCACUAUGCUGCGCGAGUGUGGGCAUGUCAAUGUUCCGACUAUUGGCGUCAUUGACACGAAUGCGGAGCCUACCUGGGUUACUUAUGCUAUUCCCGCCAACGACGACAGUCUUCGAUGUCUUGCCGUAAUAGGUAGCGUUCUCGGUAGGGCAGGUCAAGCGGGCCAGCGCCGGCGACUGGAAGAUGCCAAGAAGGGUAAGGUGGAGUGGACCACGCCAAUGGAGAUACAGCAGUGGAUGACGAUUCAAAAUCGACAGGCCGAGUAUGCGGCGCGGGCUGCAAGGGAGAAGCAGGAAGAGAAUGCCUCGGCCGCGAGUGCGUAGGGCUAGAAGUCAGACUGGCCUAGUUCAUCGGGAGGCGGUUGUAGCGGAUCCCAGUGGAAGUCCCUGGACAUAGGGGGAAUCGAAAACCCAUUGGCUCUAGAACUGUAGAUUUUCCUCGGAAAGCUCAUCGUAGACUCGGGACGUGGCCGAGAUGUGUUGCAGAUUAGGGUAUCUGUAGGCUAGAUGGGUACAAGGCUCCCCCGAGUCGAAAGACUCAGAGAUGUAAAUUAGAAAAAUGUCUUAGGCUCUGGCUACUCUGCGCUCAGUCCAUAUAUCUGUUGGACCACGCACAGUGCUACAUGUGCCGCUGUUCUGGGACGUCUUUAUGUCAGGAAGCUUGCUCAGGUCAUUAAUUCAUAGGUAAUGAGGCUGUGGCGGCACUUGCAAGAUAGCAAGGUACAAUAUUACACCGAGAUAUUGAAUCAACAGCAUUCAUC